GGCCAGCGCGUGCGCACUGGCCUGUCCGCGGCCGGUGGACCAUGAAGGCCCCAAGGUCCUUCACCUGGGAGUGGAGCGCACAAUCCCUCCCCGUGGCAGUAGGGGGCGUUUUGAAGCUGCGGCUCUGUGAGCUGUGGCUACUGCUACUAGGUUCUAGUUUGAACGCGACAUUUUUGCCACACGAAGAGGACGUAGACUUUAUCAACGAGUACGUGAACCUCCACAAUGAGCUGCGGGGCGACGUCAUUCCGCGAGGGUCUAACUUGCGCUUCAUGACUUGGGAUGUAGCUUUAUCACGGACUGCUAGAGCAUGGGGAAAAAGAUGUGUAUUUGAGCAUAAUAUUUAUUUACAAGAUGUACAAACGGUCCAUCCUAAAUUUUAUGGUAUUGGUGAAAAUAUGUGGGUCGGCCCUGAAAAUGAAUUUACUGCAAGUAUUGCUAUCAGAAGUUGGCAUGCAGAGAAGAAAAUGUACAAUUUUGAAAAUGGCAGUUGCUCUGGAGACUGUUCUAAUUAUAUUCAGCUUGUUUGGGACAACUCUUACAAAGUUGGUUGUGCUGUUACUCCAUGUUCAAGAAUUGGACAUAUUAUACAUGCAGCAAUUUUCAUAUGCAACUAUGCACCAGGAGGAACGCUGACAAGAAGACCUUAUGAACCAGGAAUAUUUUGUACUCGAUGUGGCAGACAUGACAAAUGCACAGAUUUUCUAUGUAGUAAUGCAGAUCGUGACCAAGCCAUAUAUUACCGAUUUUGGUAUCCAAAAUGGGAAAUGCCCCGGCCAAUUCUGUGUGAUCCACUGUGCACAUUCAUUUUAUUAUUGAGAAUAUUAUGUUUUAUGCUGUGUGUCAUAACUGUUUUGAUAGUACAGUCUCAGUUUCCAAAUAUCUUGUUGGAACAACAAAUGAUAUUUACCCCUGAGGAAUCUGAAGCAAAGAAUAAAGAGGAGGAAAAAGAGGAAGAGAAGAAAGAGAAAGAGGAAAUAGAAAUGGAAAUAAUGGAAAUGGAGGAGGAAAAAGAAGAGAGAGAGGAGGAGGAGGAGGAGGAGGAGAAGGAGGAGGAGGAGGAAACACAAAAAGAAAAGAUGGAGGAAGAGGAAAAACAAGAGUAGAAAGAGGAGGCAAAAGAUGUAUCACCAAUAUAAGCCAAAAGUGUAAUACAAAAAAGACAGACAAAAAAAAAAAGUAAAACACUGAGUUUUAACAAGGAAGAAAAUAUGCAAACCACCAUUGGGAUGUUUUUUAUUCCCUUCUCUCCUAUACUUAUUCAGUAAAUUUAAAUUUGUAAAACAAAGAAACAAAAAACAUGUAAGGUGGGCUCUUUGACACUAAGAACAGAUAAAGAUGUGACAAGAAAAACACUGAAAAACAUUUGACCAGUCUAAUUAAUCUUAAGAUUUCACCAUGUUAUUCUAAUAAAGGAGGGAAUUUUCAUUUUCUAAACAUGUUUUCGUCUCUGUGCUUUAAACAGUAAGGUGCUUAAUAUCAUUCCAAGUUCAGAACAACCAUUGAAUAAAAUUUGUAUUUUUUUGUUUUUACUGUUACUAUCAUAGUUGUUAUUGGUGGUAGUGGUAUUUUCCAGGUGAUAUUAAGGUAUCUGAUAUUAUUAUUUGUCUUUGUGGUUUUUGGAAUAGUUUAAAUGGUACCUGUACAUCCUGCUAGGAUGCAAACUUAUUAUUUAUAAUUCAUGUUCAAUAUUUCAUUAAAGACUUGCUGUAAUGUUCUGCCACCGAGGGCUAAUAAAUGCCAGAAUUUUAAUUAGUUGUGGUAGAGGAAUCUGGAUGCUUCCAAAUUUAUAUGAUAAAAUAAAUGAAUUUUUAAAAAAUUAUUAACUUGUUAUUCAAUAUGUAUAGUAAAAGUUCACAAAUUAAUAACAUAACUACUUACCAUUAGUAAUAGUAAUAAAUGAACUAAAUAAAAACACCUAGCAUAGGAGAUUUCUUUAGCUAUAAAAUAAAUGGAUAGUACAAGAUGACCACUAAGACCUCUUCCAUCAAUAAAUAUUCAUGGAUCAACUUUGUAAAGGAAUCAAUAGUAGUUGUGAAGUAUACUAGGCAAACACCUGAGGGAAAAACCUGAUUCCCAUGAAAAUGUUCCUGAACUCAGCACCUUAUAUGGCAAAAUAAUAAAUACCUUUUAUUGCUCAAUUUUAAAAUAGGUAAAAAGCAAUGUAUAAUAUUUUUCCGAUUGCCAUUCCAUGCUCAGCUGUCUUACUGUUGCACACUUACUAGAACUCAAUGUGGCUGAGAUGUGAAAGGUUGAUAUAAUUCUAUUUCUGACAGGGACUUAGGGAACUUAUUCUAAUUGAGAAUCAGACGCUUAAUAAACUGAAGGUGUAAGUGAAAGAAAUGACAUUGAAAGAAAGAAUCACUGCAUAUCUGAUGUCAAAUAAAAAUCUGUUUUCCAAUUUUGAUAGAAUAUUGUGUUCUAAAGCUGUAUUUCUCAAUGUGUGGUUCCACUGGGGUGGGGGUGGGGGGGAACCUAGCAUAGCCAAAUACCUCAAAUGGUGUAAAUGCUAUGUGUAUUAACUCUGUUGUUCUUUAGUUGUAUCAAUAUUCUGUUAAAAACCUGUUCCUAAGUAGGGCAAGAUAAGAAUUAUAUUAAAAAGCCCUGAGCUAUCCUCUUGGA
Messenger RNA from Piliocolobus tephrosceles (Ugandan red Colobus), 2622 nucleotides. It is a transcript of the gene GLIPR1L2, whose product is annotated as GLIPR1 like 2. The record is from RefSeq and is a predicted model, not a curated record. Bases 42 to 1106 code for a protein of 354 amino acids. The transcript is spliced from 6 exons. NCBI's taxonomy places the organism in Eukaryota, Metazoa, Chordata, Mammalia, Primates, Cercopithecidae.